AUGGAGCGUCUAUCCCUAAACGAAAGCCCCGCAAAUGCACAACCGCGCAGUCCCCGUCCCCAGAACCAAUUCGCCCAGAAUGCCCUCGGCCCAGCUGGCCCCCAGCCAACAGGCGGUCCCCCGCAAUUACCACCACAGAUGUUCACCACCGCCGCCCAACUGCUCGAUUUAACGGAUAAGAAACUCGUCCUCAUCCUUCGCGACGGACGGAAACUCAUCGGCGUCCUACGAAGCUGGGACCAGUUCGCGAAUCUCGUUUUCCAAGAGACCGUCGAGCGCAUCUACGCGGGCCAGCUGUACGCGGAUGUCCCGCGCGGGAUCUUCAUCGUCCGCGGAGAGAAUGUUCUCCUCCUAGGCGAAGUGGAUCUUGAUCGCGAAGACGAUAUCCCACCUACUUUGACGAAGGCGCCGUUCGAGGAGGUUUUCGAACUCAAGAAGCAGGAAGAGAAUAAGCGGAAAAAGGGCGAUAAGAAGCGCUAUGAUGAGCUGCAGGCUCUGGGCUUUGAGCCGGAACAUAGUGGGGAGAUCUUGUUCUAA
This is a messenger RNA of Penicillium olsonii, 537 nucleotides long. The record is from the annotation of a GenBank genome assembly. NCBI's taxonomy places the organism in Eukaryota, Fungi, Ascomycota, Eurotiomycetes, Eurotiales, Aspergillaceae.